Messenger RNA from Clupea harengus (Atlantic herring), 3596 nucleotides. RefSeq names its product FIG4 phosphoinositide 5-phosphatase a (gene fig4a). NCBI's taxonomy places the organism in Eukaryota, Metazoa, Chordata, Actinopteri, Clupeiformes, Clupeidae. The record is from RefSeq and is a predicted model, not a curated record. Gene Ontology annotation, cellular component: intracellular membrane-bounded organelle. Gene Ontology annotation, biological process: phosphatidylinositol dephosphorylation. Gene Ontology annotation, molecular function: phosphatidylinositol-3,5-bisphosphate 5-phosphatase activity.
UUCUACGCUACUCGUUGCAGCUGGGCAUGACAGUCACCUGACUUGGCUCAACGUUUGGCAACAGAAACGCACGCCUUCUCUUGCCUUCUGGACUUGCAUCAUGAAAUAAGGUCACUUUAAUUAUUUGCGAGUUUAAAAACAAGUUAAAACUUUCGUGCUUAUGUCAGAGCGCAAGCAAAUGGUUUACUGUCGUUUACUGAGGGCAAGUUAUUCGGAAUCGCGACGCUUGGUCGCUAGCUGACUGCGGUAGCUUAUCAGAAAAGAACGUUUCCUCCUGCAUUUCACUGAUUUCAUAGGCCUAAACAAACUAGCUUUGGUUCAGUUAUGCUUUAAACGACUAAUUCUAGCUGUAUCAAGUAACGUUAUAUCGCCAGUCGCAAAAUAUCUGAAGUGGUACAGUGUAGCCAGUAGCAUAUGUAAGACACCAUGCCUGUGACUGCGGCUGUUAUUAGUGGGUUGCAGAAACUUGUCCUGUACGAGACAAGAGCGAGGUACUUUCUGGUGGGCAGUAACCAAUCUCAGACCUGCCACCGCGUGCUUAAGAUCGACCGCACGGAGCCACGAGACCUGGUCAUCAUCGACGACAAGCAUGUCUACAACCAGCAGGAGGUGCGUGAUCUGCUGGGGAGGCUGGAUCUGGGGAACCGGACCAAGAUGGGUCAGAAGGGCUCCUCAGGACUCUCCCGGGCCGUCUCCGCAUUUGGCAUCGUGGGGUUUGUGCGAUUCCUUGAAGGCUACUACAUUGUGUUGAUCACCAAACGCAGGAGGGUAGCGGACAUCGGCGGCCAUUCCAUUUACAAGAUCGAGGACACCAAUAUGAUCUACAUCCCCAAUGACUCUGUGCGUGUCACACACCCGGAUGAAGCCAGAUAUGUAAGGAUCUUCCAGAACGUUGAUCUCUCCAGCAACUUUUACUUCAGUUACAGUUAUGACCUGAGCCAUUCGCUGCAGUUUAACAUGUGUGUGUUGCGAGCACCAUAUGAAGGAGAAGAAGGUGAGGUGGAGAUCACCACAACCAGCAAACAAGACAGCUUCGACAUCUUUGAAGACGAGGGCAUUCCCACACAAGUGGUUCAGGGCAUCAGGAAUGAGCCCUAUGGCAAGUACGUGUGGAACAGCCGACUGCUGGACAAGGUGAAGGACACCCUGCAUUCUGAUUGGCUCUUGUACAUCAUCCACGGCUUCUGUGCCCAGUCCAAACUGUUGAUAUACGGUCGGCCGGUGCACGUGAGUUUGAUCGCCAGGCGCUCCAGUCGUUUUGCCGGCACACGCUUCCUCAAAAGGGGAGCCAACUGCGAGGGAGAUGUAGCCAAUGAGGUAGAGACGGAGCAGAUCAUCCACGAUGCGGCUGUGAUGUCGUUCACAGCAGGCAGCUACUCGUCUUAUGUGCAGGUGCGAGGCUCUGUGCCACUCUACUGGAGCCAAGACAUUUCCACCAUGAUGCCCAAACCACCUAUCCGCCUGGACCAGGCGGACCCGUAUGCCCACGUGGCAGGGCUGCACUUUGACCAGAUGCUCAGACGCUUUGGCUCACCCAUCAUCAUCCUCAACCUGGUCAAGAAACGUGAGAAGCGUAAGCAUGAGAAGAUCCUGAGCGAGGAGCUCUACCCAGCCGUCCUCAACCUCAACCAGUUCCUUCCGCCUGAGCACGCCAUCGAUUACAUCGCCUGGGAUAUGGCCCGGUACACCAAGAGUAAGUUGUGUAACGUGCUGGAUCGCUUAAGCAUGAUUGCUGAGAAUGUGGUGAAAAGAACCGGAUUCUUCGUCAACCGAUCCGACUUCCACUGCCACAGUUUACGGCCAGACGAGAGGUGGGGGGACUUGGGGGGACGUUUGACAUCCACUGGCAGACUUCAGACUGGUGUGUUACGGACUAACUGUGUGGACUGUCUCGACCGUACAAACACUGCCCAGUUUAUGGUGGGGAAGUGUGCCUUAGCCUAUCAGCUCUAUGCUCUUGGAAUGAUUGACAAGCCCAAGCUCCAGUUCGAUACAGACUGUGUCAGGUUAUUUGAGGAGUUGUAUGAGGACCAUGGCGACACACUCUCUCUGCAGUACGGCGGUUCUCAGCUGGUGCACAGAGUGAAGACCUACCGCAAGAUCGCUCCUUGGACACAACACUCCAAAGACAUCAUGCAGACCCUCUCACGAUACUACAGCAACGCCUUCUCAGAUGCAGACAGACAGGAUGCCAUAAAUCUCUUCCUGCAGGUGUAUCAGCCUGGGGAGAACAAGCCUCACCUGUGGGAACUUCCCACUGACUUCUACCUGCACCAGGCCAACACACUCAGCCUUCUGCAGGACCGACGCAGUUACACCUACUGGUGGUCUGAAGGAGUUCUGUCCCACCUGCCUCUUCCGUAUGAUGAAGUACCUUGUGAGGAUAACCGUAAGAAGGUGGCGGUGAAGCGUGUGAACCGGUUUGACGAGAGCAUCGACACCUACACCGAGUUCUACAAGCCGUAUGAGCUCACGUCGUUCGACGACACCUUCUCCAUCUCCAUGACCAACUCGGCUCGGGAGUUCAUGCCCAAAACUGUAGGAGUGGAUCCCAGCCCAUUCACUGUACGCAAACCAGAGGAAACUGGCAAAUCAGUACUGGGGAAGAGCAGCAAGGACGAGACGGUGCUGCAGCGUAAGACGGCGGCCAGUGCCCCCCCUCCCCCCUCCGAGGAGGCAGUGUCCAGCAGCAGCGAGGACGACUCAGAAGACGAGCGAGAGGACGACGGCUCCACCUCCCAGCGCUCCACCCCCAUCAAGCUCGUCGAAUCGGGAGACAACGUCCGAGUGCAGGAGGAGACUCAAGCUCAGCCAAUGAAAGAGCCAUAUGGACUUAACCUCACAGAGCCCCUGGCUGACGAGGACCUGCUCAUCUACCACAGGUUUGCUCAUUUGGGUCAAAAUCAGCACAAGGUGGAGAGAUCGGAUCAUCCAGCUGAAUACAGAAACCCAGCCCAUAUCCUAAACCUAGCCCCGGUGUCUUACAUCUCUGGUGACAGCAUCUACGAGGUGUGUGUGCCGCACGUGUGUGCGGAGAGUCGGGAGCUGUUUGAAGCGCACGUCCAGGUCGGCCACGGAGCCAUCAGGAGUUUGUGCAGAGAAGACAUGCUCAUGUACCGGGAGUACAUCAAGAACCGCUAUAUGUAACACACACACACAAACCUCAUCUAACAAAAGCACAUCAAGAACCGCUAUAUGUAACACACACAACUCAUAUACCGGGAAUACAUCAAAAACCACUACACCCGCGCACACACACACACACACACACACACACACACACACACACACACACACACACACACACACCAUACUCCCAGACACUCUCUUUCAUAAAUAGAUGCUUUGACAUUUAUUUUGAAUCCUCGUACUGCCAGAGGAUCUGAAGACUAUGGUGCAUUCUAUUUAACACCCCACAUUUACUUCAAGCAUGCCUCAAAACCCCCUUUUUAAAAGUAUGUGUGCGUGUGUGUGAUGGAGAGACAGACAGAAAGAGAUGGGGAGAGUGGAAGAGAUGAAUGAACCAGCUUCAAAAACUAGGCCUUUUUAAGAUCCAUUAACAGAAGCAUGGGAUACAUUUAAUGGGCAUUCAUCCA